Messenger RNA from Dromaius novaehollandiae (emu), 1050 nucleotides. Its product is annotated as 1-phosphatidylinositol phosphodiesterase-like. The record is from RefSeq and is a predicted model, not a curated record. NCBI's taxonomy places the organism in Eukaryota, Metazoa, Chordata, Aves, Casuariiformes, Dromaiidae. The transcript has a single exon. The coding region runs from base 1 to 1050 and encodes 349 amino acids. Gene Ontology annotation, biological process: lipid metabolic process. Gene Ontology annotation, molecular function: phosphoric diester hydrolase activity.
AUGGAGGCGGCGCGCGGGCAGAGCGCGGCGUUCGACUGCACGCCCCAGCCCGCCGCCCUCCGCCCCGACUGGAUGUCGGCGCUGCCCGACGCCCUGCCGCUCUCCUGCCUCUCCGUGCCCGGCACCCACGACUCCCUGAGCCUGUUCGGCGGCCGGCGCCUGCGGUGCCAGAGCUGGGGGCUGGAGGCGCAGCUGGCGGCCGGCGUGCGCUUCCUGGACGUGCGGUGCAAGCUGGAGCGGGGCGAGCUGCUCGUGUACCACCUCUGCGCCUUCCAGCGGGCCAGCCUGGGGGGCGUGCUGCGCCGCGCCCUGCGCUUCCUCCGCGCGCACCCCCGCGAGGCCGUGCUCGUGCGCAUCAAGGAGGAGCUGCCCCUCUUCGGCCGGCCCGGCUUCGCCGCCCGCCUCCGGCGCUGCCUGGCCGAGGAGGGAGGAGGCCGCGUGUGGUGCCGGGAGGAGGUGCCCACGCUGGGCCAGGCGAGGGGCAAGAUCGUGGUGCUGGAGGAGCUGCAGCGGCAGGUGCUGGGCAUCCCCUACCAGCGGCUGAGCGUCAGCGACGCCUGGAACGUGCUCUCGCUGCAGCGCAAGUGGGCCCAGGUGCAGCAGCACCUGGAGACGGCGGCCGGCGGCGACCCAGCCACCCUGCACCUCACCUUCUGCUCCGGCAACGGGCUCUUCACCUGCCCCGCCGAGGUGGCCCGGUUUGUGAACCCCCGCUGCCACCGGCACCUGCAGCGCCGCUCGGGGCAGGCCGUGCGCUGGGGGGUCGUCAUCAUGGACUUCCCGGGGGCCGACCUCGUCCGCCUCAUCGUGGAGAGCAACGCGCCGUGGGGCACGGCGGCCGUCCCCCGCGUCCCCGCAGCACCCGCACGGCAGCGGAGCCGGGGCGCGCCGGCGCGCAGAGCAUCCCUCGGUACCCGCACCGCCGUCCCCCGGGCCAGCCGGACGCCGCUGCCGGCCCCGUGCCUCUGCCGAAGGACGUCAGCACCUUUGCAGCAAAAGCGUGUGUCUAGCUCUUGCGCUGCGUUAGGAAGGCGCGUGACGGCGGUGUGA